AUGGAGAAGACACUGACAAUAGGUCUGACUCUUUUCUUAACACUCUGUGUGGACAUACCAGGAGCUGGAGGACGGAAGGACGGGGCUCAUGGCGAGGACACUCAGAAGGGUUCAUCGCGAUCUUCAGAUACGAAAGGAGGCCGUUGCUCCUACACUUUCAUUGUUCCACAGCAAAAACUGACAGGUGCGCUGUGUUUGAACACGCAGUCGGCUUCUGCCAACCAGUCGGAGGUGGCAGCGCUGCGGGCGGAGCUCAGACGGCAGCAGGAGCAGCUGGAGAAGCUCCACGGCCAGCUGGAGCAGGAGGGGUCCCUGGCCAUGGAGGUAAGAGCCCUGCGCAAAGAGAGUAACAGCAUGAAUUCUCGCAUUGCCGAGCUCUAUGCCCAGCUGCUACAUGAAGUCAUUCACAAGAAAGACCAGUCUUCGGAGCAGCGAAGGGUGGAGAGCAUCCUGCUAAAUGCUACAACACAGGCGCUGCAGGUGUCCAGUAACUACAGGGAGCUGGAGAAGAAAUAUGGAGCCCUCACCUCCAUGUUGAGCUCCCAGAACCAGUUUAUAGCUCGUCUGGAGAAGCAGUGCCAGUGCAGGGACUCCACGCAGGCCUCUCUGGUGACGACUGAACCACCAAAAAGCCAGUCGAAUGUGCAUCCUAAUUACAGCUCUGAUGCCAGCGAAAUGGCCAAUGAUGUUCAAAGGGACCAAAGUGCUCUUCCUCCACAACAGGAAAAAGCUGUUGUUUCCCUCCCCACCGCCUCAACCAACUCUCCUACGGACCCUCCAUUCAUUAGUUUCCCUGUCACAAAGACUCCAGGGCCGUGGCGGGACUGCCAGCAUGUGCUGGAAUCAGGUGAGACCACCAGCGGGAUCUACCUGCUCCGUCCACAGAGUGCCAACCGCCUCCUGCAGGCCUGGUGUGAGCAGAGUCGGGCUCAGGGAGGGUGGACGGUGAUCCAAAGGAGACAGGAUGGGUCGGUCAACUUCUUCCAGACGUGGGAGCAGUAUAAGCAAGGCUUUGGGAACCUAGACGGAGAGUAUUGGCUCGGCCUAGAACACCUCUACUGGCUGACAAAACAGGCCCAAUAUAAGCUGCGGGUGGCUCUGGAAGACUGGCAGGGCCGGCAGGUGUUUGCAGAGUACGACAGCUUCCACCUUGAACCGGAGAGUGAUUGGUACAGACUGCGGUUAGGACAAUACCACGGCAAUGCAGGGGAUUCCCUCUCAUGGCACAACAAUAAGGCCUUCACCACUCUGGAUCGAGACAAGGACAGCUACACGGGUAACUGCGCUCACUACCAAAAGGGAGGCUGGUGGUACCACAUGUGUGCCCACUCCAAUCUGAAUGGUGUGUGGUACCGGGGUGGACACUAUCGCAGCCGCUACCAGGAUGGGGUCUACUGGGCAGAGUUCCACGGAGGGGCCUACUCUCUCAAACGAGUUUCCAUGAUGAUCAAACCCACAUAA
Molecule: messenger RNA, 1461 nt
Organism: Anarrhichthys ocellatus (wolf-eel)
Lineage: Eukaryota; Metazoa; Chordata; Actinopteri; Perciformes; Anarhichadidae
Gene: angptl6
Product: angiopoietin-like 6
Exons: 6
Coding region: 1-1461 (486 amino acids)
Biological process (GO): blood coagulation; fibrinolysis; platelet aggregation
Cellular component (GO): fibrinogen complex
Molecular function (GO): protein-macromolecule adaptor activity; extracellular matrix structural constituent
Source: RefSeq, a predicted model, not a curated record